UUCCUUUUCGACCAAUAGCGUAUAAGCCUGUUUCCAUUCCGGUCAAUGGAGCUUCACUAAAUGCAUUAAGUGGGCGGACUAAAUAGCACAGCAACUGAACAAAACGCAGAUUUGUAAAAUGUAGGUGUUAACUGCCUCAUUCGAUUAAACUGUGACGUCGAUCCAUCUAUUUACGGUAUGCGGAAAAAAGCACAAUUUAGAUGUUGUUGAACGAAUUUACAGUCACGCGCCAGUGCUUUGACAGGCAGUGUGUGAUUGUCGGUUUCAUUACUAGUUACCCGAGUAGAUAUUCACUCUUCUGAACAAUUGAUUUUGUGGCAUGUCGAAGACAAACUGAUAAGAUAGGAGGCUAAAUGCCAGACGUUGGAAAGUGUGUCAUUAAUUGAAGUGUUGACCGUUUCCAGUAAACAUCUCAAGUCAACAAGUCCGCUGACGAUGGCCAGCAGGGAUGCCAGUGAGAACACUCCUCUUUUGGACAGCAGCUCUGUGUGCAGGACUGUGUCAGUGUUCCAGGGCAGAAGACUGGCGUGUGCAACGAUUCUGCUUGCAGAAUCAUUGGAACGAGUCGCAUUCUAUGGCAUCACUUCCAACCUGGUUCUUUUCCUUAACAGUAGCCCAUUUUAUUGGGACGGGACUGAGGCCAGCCAGGCCCUCCUGAUGUUCAUGGGGGUUACAUACCUGAUCUCACCAUUUGGUGGCUGGCUGGCUGAUGCAUAUCUGGGCAAGUUCUGGACCAUUGCUGGCAGUUUGAUUCUAUACUUCCUUGGCAUGCUGUUUUUCCCAUUUAUCACAUAUGACUACUCCAGGAAUGCCCUAUGUGGUGAUGAAAUUGCAUUUCCGGUGCAACCUGCCGAGUGUUUGAGCUCAAACAGUACUCCUCCAAGCAAUGUGACCUGCCCCACACGGGCACCUUACUGUGGGCCAGUGAUCUACAUUGGCCUUGUUCUCAUCGCCCUCGGUGUAGGAACAGUAAAGUCCAACAUCACUCCAUUUGGGGCCGACCAGGUAAAAGAUCGUGGCCCAGAGGCCACUCGCAGGUUCUUCAACUGGUUCUACUGGUGCAUCAACCUGGGUGCCAUCUUGUCCCUGGGUGGUGUGGCCUACAUCCAGCAGAACAUCAACUUUCAAUUGGGGUACAUAAUUCCAGCUGUGUGCCUGGGUGUCUCUUUCCUGGUGUUCCUGCUGGGGCGCACAGUCUUCAUCAACAAGCCUGCUGACGGUAGUGCCUUCACUGACCUGUUCAAGAUCCUGGUUUAUGCCUUCUGCAACACACAGCCCAAAGAGCCCAACCUGCUACGGGCUAAGCCAACAAUGCUUGAUGGAGCUAAGGUGACUUAUGGAGGGAGAUUCCCUGAGGAGAAAGUGGAGGAGGUGAAAGCACUGCUGAAAAUUCUUCCAGUGUUCUUUGCUCUUAUCCCAUACUGGACUGUGUACUUUCAGAUGCAGACAACAUAUUUCCUCCAGAGCCUACAUUUAAGGAUUCCUGACACCAGCACAGGCACCAACAGCAGCGCCGGCACCGACCAGAUGACGUUCCGCUUCCCUGCCGCCUGGCUGACAAUGUUCGACGCACUGCUUAUUCUCAUGCUGAUCCCUCUUAAGGACAAAGUGGUGGACCCCAUCCUCAAACGCAGAGGCCUGCUGCCCUCCUCCCUCAAGAGGAUCGCAGUGGGGAUGUUCUUCGUUAUGUGUUCAGCUGUGGCGGCUGGUAUACUGGAGACAAAACGACUUGAGAUCAUCAAGUCUAAUGGCACAUUCGACCAGGUCUUUGGCGACGUCAUCUACUACGCAGCAGAUCUGCCCAUAUGGUGGCAGGUACCUCAGUAUGUGCUCAUUGGAAUCAGCGAAAUCUUUGCCAGCAUCGCAGGUCUGGAGUUUGCCUACUUAGCUGCCCCCAGGUCCAUGCAGAGUGCCAUCAUGGGGCUGUUCUUCUUCUUCUCUGGGAUUGGCUCCUUCGUGGGUUCCGGCCUACUGUCCAUAGUCUCCCUCAAGGGGAUUGGCUGGAUGUCCUCCCACAAGGAUUUUGGUAACAUCAAUGACUCCCAGCUCAACUACUACUUCUUCCUACUAGCGGGGAUCCAGGGCCUCACCCUGCUGGUCUUCCUCAUCGUGUCAGUCAAGUACGACAAACAGAAGAGUAGUAGAGUAGGAAGUCAGAGGCAGGGUAUCACUUCGUCUUGGUCCCAUGACUGACCCCUGUCCAUCUGACCUCACCCUACCUGCCUUAGUAGUUAGUGCCAGAAUACCUGCCUGAUUUGGUACUGGACUCUCUAAAAACAUGACACUUCAAUACAGCUAUGACCGGAAGUUACUUUUUUGAAGCAGGUUAAGAGAGCAUUUUAUCCAACUCUAACCCUUUUCUUAACCUAAUUCUCCUAACCUGCUAUGUUAAUUCUCCUAACCAGUUGUUUUUAGGGAAUCUUGAUUUGAUACCGGAUAGAGUUUGUUCUUUUUACUUAAUGGGUUUGUAAGAUUAUUCAAUUUUCAAAGCAAAAAAAUAUUUUUACCGUACACUCGCACAUCCCUCACAUGAGAUCAAGUUCAUCUUAAUGUAUAUUUAUUGUACAGUACCUUAUUUAAAACAUCAUUACUUUGUUUGAUCAGGGUUCCCUUGAAUAUGAAUGGUGUAAUGUUCAAUAAUUUAAACCAAUUAUUUAAUGUAAACUGAUCAAAUUAAUUCCAAAUAGCUCACUCCUAUUGUCAGAUAAGUAAGCAUUACACGACUGUGGCCUUUUCACUGGUGCCAUAGAUCAAUGAACAAUUUAACUCUUGUUACUCUUGUUUUCUUUCAUCAUUUGCACUAGAGGAAUUGUGCCAUAUUCACACUGUAAUGGACAUUAUUCAAUUGUGAUUAGGGGCUUGGUGUUUGCUAUAUUACUUGUAUAAACUUGUUUCUGAUUGGCAUGUAUAGAUUAAAUAGAACUUUUUUUUUUUUUUGCUAACCAUUAUUUUCACUUACUGUAUGUGUUUUCAAUAUGGAGCUAUGUUUUCAGUCUUUAAUUUUGAUGUCAUACUGUUGCUUAUACACUGAGUGUACAAAACAUUAGGAACACCUUCCAAAUAUUGAGUUGCACCCCAUUUUGCCCUCAGAACAGCCUCAAUUCUGGACUCUACAAGGUGUCAAAAGUGUGCCACAUGUUGACUCCAAUACUUCCCACAGUUGUCAAGUUGGCUGGAUGUCCUUUGGGAGGUGGACCAUUCUUGACACACAGGGGACUGUAUCAAACACAAACCAGUGCACCUGCCACCUACUACCAUACCCCGUUCAAAGGCAAUUGUGUCUUGCCCAUUCACAUACACAUUCCAUGUUUCAAUUGUUUCUAGGCUUAAAAAUAAUUAUUUAAUGUGUCUCCUCCCCUUCAUCUACACCUGAUUUUGAAGUGGAUUUAACAAGUGACAUCAAUAAGGCAUCCUGGUCAGUCUGUCAUGGAAAAGGGGGGCGUUCCACAUUUUGUUUGUACACUGUGUAUACAUGCACUUUGUCUUUUAGCUGUUGAUAUAGAGUUACUUAAAUAUCAAAUGUAUUUCUUUAAUUAAACGUGCCUGCUAAAUCCAUGAAUAACCUUUAGACUACUACUUUUCAACUAUGCAAUGAUUUAAUCAAACUUUUUAAUAUGAUUACAAAAAACUGUAUAUAUUGCCAGUUGGUUGAACUUGAAAAGCAUUUUGGUAUAUUUCCCAUCAUUUACUCAGAAUAAUCAUCCCUGGCCAGCAGUGGCACAAUGCCGUGUUACUCUGUGAUUGCUGCAGCAGAAAACAACGUGAAUUGUAUCGUGAAAGUAAAUGUUUUCAUUAAGUUGACAUUAGUUCAGACUGAACCACAAUUUUAGAGUUACCGGUUUCUUUAUGCACUUGGGGUGACGGUUAAGAUGAAAAUGUUAAUUUGCAGUAUGAGUCUGACUUUUGACAAUGUCUGGCCUCAGAUUUGGAUGUGUUAAUGGAUGUCUGUAGUCGCCACAUGGUGUCCUUAUGGACUUUUAAAUACUAGCUUUUGGGGGUUGUGACUAAUGUGUACUUAUCAUAUGGUAGACAAUGUUCAGAGCACUCCAUGUAGUUGGUAUAUUUCACCCCAGUCAAAGCUUUUUAAUCGUUGAGUCUGGCACUACAAAACUAUGUAUGUUCUGUUAAAUAGCAAGAUCCACAAUGUGUUUUUUUUCCUUUACCCGACAAGUGAUUGUUUAGGAGCGAUCUGCAGGUUUGCUUUACCUACAGUAGACCUAAGUGCAGAACGUUCAAGCUGAAAGUAAGGUAUUUUACAAACCAAAAUCUACUCUGGGUUCAAGGGAGGUAGAAUAAUUGAAUUAUUAAAGAAUACCAAUACAAUUGUUUCGAAGAGUUAACUGUCUUUGAGAUCUCAUGAAGUACAGUUGUUUACAGAUUCUCAGGUUGGUGGCUUGAAUUGACCUUUUUAACUAACACAUUGAAACCAUUUACUAACUCAUUGACAAUGGCUGAAAACAUUAUUUUGGCUGUUUUAUUAUAGUGUUUGAUGGAUGAAUGGUGGUUCUUUUUUGUGCAACUUAACAGCUUUUGAAGAAACAUUUUCUGAAAAUGUAUUCUGUUUUAAUUAUGCUGGAGCAUUGGUCUUUAGAAUGUUUUUUGUGGGGUUAUUUUUGCUAAUAAAAUAUUAAAAUCUG
Messenger RNA from Oncorhynchus gorbuscha (pink salmon), 4637 nucleotides. Its product is annotated as solute carrier family 15 member 4-like. The transcript is spliced from 9 exons. Bases 436 to 2193 code for a protein of 585 amino acids. The record is from RefSeq and is a predicted model, not a curated record. Lineage: Eukaryota; Metazoa; Chordata; Actinopteri; Salmoniformes; Salmonidae. Gene Ontology annotation, biological process: oligopeptide transport; transmembrane transport. Gene Ontology annotation, molecular function: transmembrane transporter activity. Gene Ontology annotation, cellular component: membrane.